Messenger RNA from Xiphias gladius (swordfish), 5278 nucleotides. RefSeq names its product L3MBTL histone methyl-lysine binding protein 1 (gene l3mbtl1). Gene Ontology annotation, cellular component: nucleus. The transcript has 22 exons. Gene Ontology annotation, molecular function: zinc ion binding; protein binding. Gene Ontology annotation, biological process: regulation of DNA-templated transcription. The coding region runs from base 108 to 2627 and encodes 839 amino acids. NCBI's taxonomy places the organism in Eukaryota, Metazoa, Chordata, Actinopteri, Istiophoriformes, Xiphiidae. The record is from RefSeq and is a predicted model, not a curated record.
UAGCCGGCGAGCGGUGACUGUACUGUGGGCCCGCGCAUGCGCAGUCGGAGCCCCGGAGCCGCAGGAGAUCAGAGCUGCGCUCCGGAGUAAGGGACAGGGACGCCGUUAUGAGUGCCAAAGUGAACAUGGAGGCUCCGUCCAAAGAAGACCGCAGACCUUUGGACCCGGCCUCCUCAUCCCCCAGCGAGGCCGUCCUCAUCUGUGGGAGUGAUGGUGUGGCGAAGAAGGCCCGGCCCCAGCCCCACACCACCACAGCUCUCCUCCUACCAGCUCCUGCUCCCAGCCAUCAGAAGAUGGAGGUGACGCCAGCUGUUGCCGUAGGAGACCCAGGUAAAGGAGGCCGGGCCAAUCAGACGGCUACGCCCACCCUGACAGCGCAGGUGGGCGGGGCCUGUAGCAUCGUCCACGUCCUAGAGUGGAAGGAGGGGAUGGCCAUCCUGCCCAGCAGCAACCUCAAGUUUUGUGUGAGUGACGUGGGAACGCUGAGCACACUGAUCACCCCGGGGACCACCAGCAGCACCACUGAACCAGCAGCAGGGACUUCUGGGAGAUCCGCUGAAACAGAAGGGGCUCCAGCAGACAAGCCAGAUGUGUCGGCUCCGGUCGGCUCUGUGAGAGGCGCAGCUGUGGAACCAGGGAGGUUGGUGCCGGUCAAACCCGAAGUCCAGGUCGGACCGGGACAACAUAACCAUGAUCCCAGAGCUCAGAGGAUCUACACAGAGGAGCUACGCAGAGAGCCCAUCACUGAGAGGAGGAGCGUCGGGGUGGAGAAGGUGCCAGCAGGGGGGAGGGUCUCCUCCCUUAACCCCGAUCACCUGAAACCCAUGAGGAAGAGGAAGAGGAAGGAGUACCUGAGUCCCUCCGAGGAAGACUCCGACAUCGAGGGCACGGAUGAGAAAAUGGAUGACUCUAAAGCAGACAGCAGACACAUCAGAGGAGCUGGAGACAGUAAGACAGAGCAGUGGACAUGGGCUCAGUAUCUGGAAGAAACCAAAGCUGUUGCUGCUCCCAACAAGCUUUUCCAAGAGUCCCAGAGAGUGCCAACAGUGAAGAACGGCUUUAAACAGGGGAUGAAGCUGGAAGGCAUCGACCCGCAGCAUCCGUCCAUGUACUUCGUCCUCACUGUGGCCGAGGUCUGUGGUUACCGGCUGCGGCUCCAUUUUGACGGCUACUCUGACUGCCACGACUUCUGGGUGAAUGCAAACUCCCCCGACAUCCACCCCGCAGGCUGGUGUGAAAGCACAGCACACAAACUGCACACUCCCAAAGGCUGCAAAGAGGAGGAGUUUACCUGGACCAAUUACCUGAGAAUGACUAAAGCACAAGUGGCUCCCAAAGAACUGUUUGCCAGUCCUGGGAGGAUCGACGUGAAGUGCAGUUUUGAGAUAGGAAUGAAGCUGGAGGCUGUCGACCGUAUGAACCCCUCCCUCAUCUGUGUGGCAACUGUCACGGACAUGGUGGACGACCGCUUCCUGGUUCAUUUUGACAACUGGGAUGACACUUACGACUACUGGUGUGAUGCCAGCAGUCCAUACAUUCAUCCUAUUGGUUGGUGUCAGGAGAGGAACCUGCCCCUAACACCACCCCAAGAUUACCCAGACCAGGGCCAGUUCUCCUGGUCUCACUACAUGGAGGAGACUGGUUCCAAGGCCGUGGCCGCUGACGCCUUUAAAGUGCGUGUGCCCCACAGCUUCCAGCCUCAGAUGAAACUGGAGGCCGUGGACAAGAGAAGUCCAGGUCUGAUCAGAGUGGCCACAGUAGAGGAGGUUGAGACUCACCGCAUUAAGGUCCAUUAUGACGGGUGGAGUCAUGUCUACGAUGAGUGGAUGGACUCAGAUCACCCGGACAUACAUCCAGCAGGCUGGUGCGAAGCGACCGGUCACCCGUUAAAAGUCCCCCCACGGGACCCCAAAACACAGCAGCCACAUGGUGUGAGGGAGCCUCCUGCUACGGGCCAGUCCACCUACCCCUCCUCUGUUUCCUGCAAACCCAUCAGCCACCCCAGAACCAACAAGUACAGCUUCCACAACAGGAAGUGUCCAACUCCUGGUUGCGAUGGUUCAGGCCAUGUGACCGGUCGUUUCACCGCCCAUCACUGCAUAUCCGGCUGCCCGCUGGCUGAGCGUAACCAGGGCAGGCUGAAGGCCGACCUGUCCGACUCAGAAUGCAAGAGGAACCUUUUCUUCGGCCAAAGGUCCAAGAAGACCCAUUACCGUGGCAGGAUUGGUCGUCCUCCCAAAUACAGGAAGAACCAGCAGAGAGACUACCAGAACAUGUCCUCAGAGGGCGUGUAUCCGUCACUGUUCAUGUCGGCUCUAAGCGGUCAGUCGGACAGGACUCUGUCUCUGUGUUGGGAGCAGCACUGUAAGCUGCUGCCCGGCGUUCAGGGCAUUCACGCCAGCCAGGUGGCGUCAUGGAGCGUUGAGGAGGUCUUCAGGUUUGUCCAGAAUCUAAUCGGCUGUGAAGAACAGGCUCGUCUCUUCAAAGAAGAGAUGAUUGACGGGGAGGCCUUCCUGCUGCUUACCCAGACCGACAUUGUGAAGAUCAUGAGCAUCAAGCUUGGCCCCGCCCUCAAGAUCUCCAACGCCAUUCUCAUGUUCAAGAGCACAGACGAGGGACUCAAGUGAUCCCGCCCCCACUCACAGGGGGCGUCGAGCCUCCACUCAUCAUGUGCCAAAUUCAUUUUCUUACAGGGAAAAGACCCUGACCCCUUUUUCAUGUGUUUGGUGUCCUGUACCCAUCAGAGAGAGGGAGGGGGGAUUUUGGGGGGGUUCGGUUUAGGUCCAGUCAGGGUAAAGGGCGAAUGAAGGAGAGGUUAGAAAAAGGAUGGAAAUUAGGAAAUACAGACAAUUUUUUGGGAGAAAUGGAGGAAUGUAAUAAAGCUGACGGACAAACUGGCGUGGAGAGUGGAUAGAAGGAGGCUGAGGCAGGUGACGGGGAACAUCAGAAGUUUUCAGCGUUUGGUGGUUUUCCAACUGAUGCGUUUGGUUUGGUGUCAGGGUUUGAUUAUCACCAAACCAACGAACAUCACUGGUUUUGAAUAGACAGCUGGUCGGCCUUAUGUAGAUGUCGCCAUGGCGUCCUGCUGCCACUCACAGCCAUAUUAGAGAUACUCGGAAACUAAUACCAUUAGUACUUUUACUUCCUGAAUGAGUAACAUUCCUAUUAAUGGACGCUGUAACACAGGUCAGUUGGAAGUGUACUAAGACAGCCUUUGACAGGUUGACUUAUUUUGUAAAAAGAAAAAAGGUUUACACAUGACCAAAUUUUCAUGAGUACUCUACCCAGAUUUGGACAACACCAUAGGUUAAAAAAAUACCGAAACACCAGAUGUACUAAUAGGAAUUGAGAAAAAAUAUAAAUGUUGACUAAAAGGAAAGAGAUGGGAGGACUGUGGGCAGGGGUGAACGCGGCCGAAAACUGAGUUAGGGGAGUUGAAUGCAGUAGGUGAGGCUCGUCAGUGAGGCUCCCACAAGCUUCACGUUUUGUGCAAUAAAUAAAAUUGAGACAGAAGUACUGUAUUUAUUAACACUUAAUAUUGCAGCUCCUUUAUGUUAUCAGACAAAUUCUAACACUGUAACAGAACACAGUGGAAAUUAGAUAAAUAAGCUGCUUUGUUCAGACUGUUGGAAAAAGGCUUAGAGCUGCGGCACAUGAGAGAAAACCUUGACUUUAGCCCCGGCUUCCGGAUUAUUCUAAAGUAUUAGUCACUUGCGUCUACUGCCUCGAAAUUCUCCACAUUGUUCUUUCUCACCGCAGUAUUAUUGUGAAAACUCAAGUGAUAACAGGAGCUGUAAUUUAAAUUGUUACCCUCUGAUCUAGAAUCUGAGUCAGAGAACAGAAACAACGCGGUGUUUUUAGUUUUUAUCUCUAUAUGCAAAAGAGCGUAAAUUAUUUUUUAGCAAAUUCUUAAUAGAUGAAAAGGACACUUUGCAUUGGCAUUUCAGCACAACGGUGAGACCCAAGUGGAUUUUACACAAUGAUUUUCCCACACUUGGUCACUAGAGAGUGCAAAAAUCCAAAUGUUAGCACUAUCAUCAUGAAUUUGAUACCUGGCCAAGUUCACAUGUGGUUGGUACUCCAUUCAGAGUGAUCUUUGAAAUGUUUACAUUUUAUGUCAGAAUAGGUUAAAAAAAAAAAAAUUUGAUAUUGGGAGAUGAAGUUUAUUUUCCCGGAAAGUUUUAAGGGCUCCUGGAAUCUCAAAUAUGACUUAUUUGUGUGUCUCUCUGGUGGGAUAUGUGUAUGCGUGUGUGUGCGUGCGUGUCAAGAUAAUCUUGGGUCACCAAUGUCAUUCAAUCCAUAUGAAUUAAUAAAUGUCCAAAGCUGUCUGGUCUGAUUCAAGUCUCUGGCUCUUGUCUUAUUUGAUGGAACACACACACACACACACACUGCAUUUCCUGUCCUUGCUCAGGUGUUUUCUGUGCGCUGUACUAUUGACUAUAAACUCUCUUUGCUUGUAUCACAUCCCCCUAUCGACCAUAUUGUCGUCAACAGUUGGCUGUGGUGGUGACAACUCCUUUCACGCCCUUUCUACUGUCACUGCUUAUCUUCACGUUCCACUGCAGAGGCCAGAAAAACAGGCCUUGCUGAUAACCUGCUGCUGCGGCCUGACGCAGCAAAUUGAAAGUACUUGGUUGACUGAUGGGUGGUAAAUGUUUCAUACAAGAAGGUACAGCAGGUGUGCAUGACUUAUUUCUUAUCCUUUGGAAGGAGGAUGGACUCGCUUUAAAAUAAAAGUAUGCUGCAAAUAGUAGGCGUGGAAAGUGUUCUUAAAGUAACAAGCAAUGUGUUUUGCUGAUUGUUACUUACUUGACUUUUUGACCGUGCACUGUGCAGAAUGAUGUGUGUACGCCAGAAGGCUGUUUUCACAUUCAUUUGCUGAAGGAGCAAAGUUUCUCUGCUCCCGUUAAAUCUGACUUGAAGACGAGUACCUAUAAGGGGGUUUUGUGACAUCACAACUCAUUUAAAAGCCAGUUAUAGUUCAAUAUGAGACACUCACAAAUGUGAUGGAGAAACCUGAAAAAAAGAUAUAUGUAUAUAUGUGUGUGUGUAUAUAUAUAUAUAUACAAACACACACAGAUAUGGCUUUAAACAUGUCUUUGUGGACAGGUCUUUAAAUAAAAAUACUCCACUAAGAGUAAAGAUUCAUAUUACUUAAGUAGAAGUAAAGAGUGAAUUACCUGAGUAAACCCAUGAGUGAGCAGAGUAAGUUAUAACAUGUAUUUUUCUCAGUAUGUCUAUAUAUAUGAUUGAUAUGAUAUAUAUGAUUUUAGACAGC